Molecule: messenger RNA, 1048 nt
Organism: Poecilia latipinna (sailfin molly)
Lineage: Eukaryota; Metazoa; Chordata; Actinopteri; Cyprinodontiformes; Poeciliidae
Product: olfactory receptor 52E4-like
Exons: 3
Biological process (GO): G protein-coupled receptor signaling pathway; detection of chemical stimulus involved in sensory perception of smell
Cellular component (GO): membrane
Molecular function (GO): olfactory receptor activity; G protein-coupled receptor activity; odorant binding
Source: RefSeq, a predicted model, not a curated record
CCAGAGGCUGUCAGCUUUCUGAUUUUUGACAGGCUCGUACUCGUUUGGAUGGAGAACCUAACAUUGACUCCUCUCAGGCAGCCGAUUGUGUUUGAACUGGAGGGCUUCGACGUUCCACCAGGACAAGGUCCUCUCUUGUUCUUCUUGGCCCUGUUCGUCUACAUGGUGGUGCUGCUGGGGAACGGUGUGGUGAUCUGUGUCAUCAUGACGGACCGCAGCCUGCACAGACCCAUGUUUGUGAUGAUCUGCCACCUGGUGGUCUGCGACCUGCUGGGCGCCACGGCGGUGCUUCCCAGCCUCAUGAUGCACUUCUUGAUGGGGCAGAAGAAGAUCAGCUACCUCCCAGCUAUUGCUCAGGGUUUCUGUGUUCACACAUACGGUGCUGCUAUACAGACCAUUCUGGCAGUGAUGGCCUAUGACAGGUAUGUGGCAGUGUGUGAACCUCUCAGGUAUCACUCCAUCAUGACUUCGGCUCGGCUGCACAGCUGCUGCGCUGUGGCCUGGAUCGUUGCUCUGCUGCUCAUCGCUGUGCUCUUCUCCUUCCACAUGAACGUCCCGCUGUGCGGCAGCUUCCUUCAACACGUCUACUGUAGCAACCGGAUCAUAAUGAAUCUGGCCUGCACACCCACUCCCAUGAGUGACAUCUACGGUUUAUGCAUGACCUGGUCACUUAGUACAGGGAUGUUCAUCAUCAUCGCUUUUUCCUACAUCAGGAUCCUGGCAGCUGUUUUGAAGCACGGCAGGACCGACAGCAGCAUCCGCACCAAGGCCUUCCAGACAUGUGCAUCACACCUUGUGGUUUAUGUGCUGUAUGAAAUAGCUACACUGAUUAUAGUCAUUAGCUACAGAUUUCCUUCCAUCACUAAAAACAUCACAAAGUUUCUUAGCAUCCUGUUCAUCAUCGUCCCUCCAGCCAUCAACCCCAUCAUCUAUGGGCUGGUCAGUAAGGACCUGUGCUCCAGCAUCAUCAAGCGUUUUUCUACCAGAACCGUUCACAAGAACAGACUCUCUGUCUUACAGUGAAUGUUUAUCUCAAUAGCACUAUUUA